AUGCGUGAUGUGGGCGUAAAUGGGACGCAUGGAAGGAGCGAUCUCAUGGCUCUUGUCGCGACAGCGCAAAAAGGUGCGCUCCUUCCCCCAGAGUUGCCCAUUUCUCAUUCCUUGCCAGACCUCCCAUCCAAGUGCGGAAGCAGGCUCUCAUGGUGGAAAGUGCUUGCAGGAGAAGCGGGCCAAUACGAGUGCCCAGAUGGGCUGCGCCGGCCAAUUUCGCAAGCUACUAGCGCCUUGUGCAACAUUUGGUUCUGGGCAUUUUUCGUUGGCUUCACAUACGAUUCAUACUCGGUCAUAGUAAUGCUCCGUAAAGUCUGGGGAAUUCGUAUCCCAGCUGGCAAGAAGACAGGCUUCGUCUCAAUGCUAAGACAAGCCUAG
Sporothrix schenckii 1099-18 is the source of this 378-nucleotide messenger RNA. RefSeq lists its product as uncharacterized. The transcript has a single exon. Bases 1 to 378 code for a protein of 125 amino acids. Lineage: Eukaryota; Fungi; Ascomycota; Sordariomycetes; Ophiostomatales; Ophiostomataceae. The record is from RefSeq and is a predicted model, not a curated record.